Molecule: messenger RNA, 1269 nt
Organism: Cyprinus carpio (common carp)
Lineage: Eukaryota; Metazoa; Chordata; Actinopteri; Cypriniformes; Cyprinidae
Source: RefSeq, a predicted model, not a curated record
UUUUUUUUUUUUUGAAAACUGUAGGCAGAUCACUGUGAACGACCCACAAGAACUGAUUGGUAUUUGUGUGGCGGCCUUUGGCGUAUGGUGAGAAUGAUCUUUCUGUGUUAUUAUAACUGGCAUUUGUCAUAAAUCAGCAUUGAAGCCUCUCAUUGACCCAUGUCUGAGUCCAAUAUAACUGAGAUUUACCCAGCAAGCUGUCCAGCAAACACACCGAGGAGGGCAGUGAGUGAUCCCAUGAAUUCUCAUGCGCCGGGCACACGGUUCUGCAUCAAAUCUACUGAUCUGGCACAACUUGAAGAGAAACACGUUUAUACAAAUAAUUAAACCCAACAACAAGUGUUUAGGCUGGAGACCAAACGAGAUGGUAAUGUAUUCCACAUGUUGGUAUCAGGCUUCAAAUACGGUGCUAUAUGAUUGUGCCUUUCAGCAUAUGUCUAAAAAGAGAAGAAAAUACUUGAUUUCCAUUUGCCAUAAAAUCACCAGACACAACAGCCAAACAAGUCAGAAAAACUGGUAGGCCUGCGUUUACAAACACAAAUAUUAUUGAGUGCAGAACCAAUAAAUCUGCAGCUCAGAGGCCAAUGAUUCAUGAAUCAUUACAAAACGUCUCAGAACGGUUUAUGUGUUGUAAUGUGAAAUAUGACUCGUUUUAUUGCCCAUAUUUACUUCAUACCUUGUCACGUCCUGCGCGUGCUUUACAAAGCGAAUAAUUUAUAAGACCGACCAGUUUGUUGGUCACUUUUGGCCUAUGCCAUCAUCAGCAUGAGCUUAACAGGGAUCGAUCGGUCUUUUAACGGGCCUGCCUUAUUGGAAUCAAAUGACACACAAACACAGGCCGCUCUCUAUGAAGUCAAGGUGUUCAAUAUCACCCUUUCUUCAGUAGCUCUGUGCAUCCUGACGGUGACAGGAAUCAUCAGCUGUAUAUUGUACCGAAGACACAGAAGGAAGUGUAAGCGGGCACACGUCUAUGAGAGCGCCGUGGCCUGCGAGGUUCCUGAAGAGCCAGCGGGUGUUAUGUGUGUGAGGAAAACCCAUAGUUGUCGUAACCCGCUCGCCCUGUUUAGAAGACAGGAGGGGCUGAAGGACAACUCACACAUCCACUACAUCUACACCAACCCUCUGCCUGUAGGACACGAGGAGGACAGGAUCCCCCCUCACACAGUGUCCAUACACACCCCUCUCCCACUGCAGGACUACGCCAACGACCCCAACAGCGGCAUCAUCCUAGCCCCGCCCAUUUUUUUACAUGCAGCUGUAGAAAGGUAG